This is a messenger RNA of Branchiostoma floridae (Florida lancelet), 855 nucleotides long. Its product is annotated as sulfotransferase 6B1-like. The transcript has 6 exons. The record is from RefSeq and is a predicted model, not a curated record. The coding region runs from base 1 to 855 and encodes 284 amino acids. Gene Ontology annotation, cellular component: cytoplasm. Lineage: Eukaryota; Metazoa; Chordata; Leptocardii; Amphioxiformes; Branchiostomatidae. Gene Ontology annotation, molecular function: sulfotransferase activity. Gene Ontology annotation, biological process: sulfation.
AUGGCAUCAUCUCAACAAGACCACCUGCCCGAGGGACCCUACGAGGAGUACCGGGGAAUAUUGUUCCCAACAGCGCUAAUUCCAAAGGAAUGCCUGGAGGCGAUGAAGACGUUUGAAAUACGUGACGAUGAUGUGGUGAUAGUGAGCUAUCCCAAAAGUGGUACGAACUGGAUGUUCGAAGUUGUGCAUGAGAUUCUUGGUGGAAAGAAGGAAAACUCAUCACCAAUGGAACCUGAGUUUUGCCCUCCAGGUCAACAGCCACACUACAUCCAGCUGCGUGAGACUCCAUCUCCACGUCUAAUGUUUACUCAUCUCCACCCGAAAAUGGCUCCUCCAGGAUUGGCAGCUCCAGUCAACAAGGUAAAAACCAUUGUCCUGCUGCGAAACCCCAAGGAUGUUUGUGUAUCGUUCUACCACUACCUACAGAAAAGUCCGCAUUUGAAGUCCCCUGAAUCUUGGGAGCAGCACAACAAGGACUUCUUUAAUGGAAAAAUGCCCUUCAGUGGUGACUACUUUGAUCACGUGCUGGGCUGGUGGAAAAUGAGGGAUGAUCCCCACUUCCUUUUUGUCAAGUACGAAGAUAUGAAAAAGGAUAUUCGUUCGUCAGUGAAGACCAUAGCAGCCUUCCUGGAGAAAGAACUGACCGAUGAACAUCUGGCCCUUAUCCUGAACAGCUGCAGCUUGGAGUCGAUGAGGAAGACAUUGGCGGAGUCUGAUGCCUGGAGAAAGAACAUUGUUAGGAAUGGUAUGGUCGCAGAUUGGAAGAACCACUUCUCGGCCGAGGAGAGCGCCAGGUUUGACCAGAAGUACCGUGAACGGAUGGCGGGAACAGGACUGGAGUUUGACUUUCAGUAG